Molecule: messenger RNA, 4014 nt
Organism: Salvia hispanica
Lineage: Eukaryota; Viridiplantae; Streptophyta; Magnoliopsida; Lamiales; Lamiaceae
Gene: GMII
Product: golgi alpha-mannosidase II
Biological process (GO): N-glycan processing; mannose metabolic process; protein deglycosylation
Cellular component (GO): Golgi membrane
Molecular function (GO): alpha-mannosidase activity; carbohydrate binding
Source: RefSeq, a predicted model, not a curated record
GACCUUAAUAACCAGUGGAGUGAGUGACAAACAGAUCUCAACACUAUCUCGACAUCAACGGCACAUCAAAAUCGUCGUCGACUUUGCAGGCGACGACCAAAACCCCAGCUCGCUACGAUCACCGGAUCUCGUUCCAACCGCCAUGGCAUUCUCCACCCGCCGCGGCGCCGGCGGAUGGGCGCAGUCUCUCCUCCCCACCGCCGCCACAAAAUCCCCAUCCAAGCAGCCGCGGAAGUCGCGGAGGCGCACCACCGCCGCCUUCCGCGAUUUCAUCCUCGCCAAUUUCUUCACAAUCGGACUCUGCGUCACCUUCUUCUUCUUCCUCUUCGUUCUGUUCCGAUUCGCCGCCGUCCCCGGGCCGUUGCAGUUGCGAUCGGCGACGGCGCGCGGGCGCGCCGCCCGGCCUCGGAAGCCGGUCGUGCAUAAGUCGCCGAAUAGGACUAUUUUGGCGGCGGAUGUGGAUAUCACUACUAAGGAUCUGUAUGAUAAGAUCCAGUUUCUGGAUGAGGACGGUGGGCCGUGGAAGCAGGGGUGGCGCGUGAGUUACAAGGGUCAUGAGUGGGAUGAUGAGAAAUUGAAGGUGUUUGUGGUGCCGCAUUCGCAUAAUGAUCCUGGAUGGAAGCUCACUGUUGAAGAAUAUUACGAGAAGCAGUCCAGACAUAUUCUCGACACUAUUGUGGAAACGCUUUCCAAGGAUACUCGGAGAAAGUUUAUAUGGGAAGAGAUGUCUUAUUUAGAGAGGUGGUGGAGGGAUGCUUCAGAAGCGAAAAGAGAAUCCUUCACCAAUUUAGUCCAGAAUGGUCAGCUGGAAAUUGUUUCAGGUGGAUGGGUUAUGAAUGACGAGGCUAAUUCACAUUUUUUUGCUAUCAUUGAACAGAUGACAGAGGGAAACAUGUGGUUGAAUGAAACUGUUGGGGUUAUUCCUAAGAAUUCAUGGUCAAUUGAUCCAUUUGGCUAUUCAUCCACUAUGGCUUAUCUUCUCCGUCGCAUGGGAUUUGAAAACAUGCUUAUACAUAGAACACAUUAUGAGUUGAAGAAGGAGUUGGCAUGGAAUAAGAAACUGGAGUAUGUAUGGAGGCAGAGCUGGGAUUCUGAUGAAUCAACUGAUAUAUUUGUCCACAUGAUGCCCUUUUAUUCUUAUGAUAUUCCACACACCUGUGGGCCAGAUCCUGCUGUGUGUUGCCAAUUCGACUUCGCUCGAAUCCGUGGAUUUAUGUAUGAGCGUUGUCCCUGGGGACAACAUCCUGUGGAGACCGACCAUGAAAAUGUUAGGGAGAGGGCACUUCUGUUGUUGGAUCAAUAUAGGAAGAAAUCCACGCUUUACCGAACCAACACAAUCCUUAUUCCCCUUGGUGAUGAUUUUCGCUACAUCAGCAUUGAUGAAGCAGAAGCUCAGUUCAGGAACUACCAAAUGCUGUUUGAUUAUAUUAAUUCUGAUCCUGGCUUGAACGCUGAAGCUAAAUUUGGCACUUUGGAUGACUAUUUCCGUACCAUGCGUGAAGAGGCUGACAGAAUAAAUUAUUCUGUUACUGGUGAAAUUGGCUCUGGUGAAAUUGGUGGUUUCCCUUCUUUAUCAGGUGAUUUCUUUACAUAUGCUGACAGAAGUCAAGAUUAUUGGAGUGGCUAUUAUGUAUCAAGGCCUUUCUUCAAGGCUGUUGACCGAGUGUUGGAGCAGACACUCCGCGGUGGAGAAAUGAUAAUGUCAUUUUUAUUAGGUUAUUGCCAAAAAGCGCAAUGUGAGAAGUUGCCCACUAGUUUUUCAUACAAGUUGAUUUCUGCUAGAAGGAACUUAGCUCUUUUCCAGCAUCACGAUGGCGUCACUGGUACAGCCAAGGAUCAUGUGGUUGAAGACUAUGGGACGCGAAUGCAUAUGGCUUUGCAAGACUUGGAAAUUUUUAUGUCUAAGGCUAUUGAGGUUCUCCUUGGAAUUCGCCAUGAAAAAAAUGAUCAGCUUGCUGCUAAUUUUGAGCCAGCACAAAUGCGGUCUAGAUAUGAUGUUCAGCCUGUGCAUAAAGCAAUUAGUGCCCGUGAAGGUACAGUCCAGACUGUGGUUCUCUUUAACCCAUUGGAGCAAACAAGAAAUGAGGUGGUGAUGGUGGUUGUUGAGAGACCCGAUGUGACAGUUUUGGACUCAAACUGGACAUGUGUCAAGAGCCAGAUCUCUCCUGAACUGCGCCAUGACAAUAACAAAAUAUUUUCGGGGAGACACCGCCUGUACUGGAAAUCUUCUGUCCCAGCCAUGGGAUUGCAGACUUAUUAUGUUGCUAAUGGGUUUGUUGGAUGUGAGAAAGCCAAACCAGCUAGUCUGAGAAUUUUCGCUCCAUCAAAGAAGCUUUCAUGCCCUGCCCAUUAUGCUUGCUCGAAUAUUGACAGUGACACAGUGGAAAUUAGCAAUCAACAUCAGACACUCUCUUUCAAUGUAAGUCAUGGACUUCUGCACAAAAUAAGUCACACAGAUGGUCGCAUGAAUUUUGUUGGUGAAGAAAUAGGUAUGUAUUCUAGCAGAGAGAGUGGGGCUUACCUCUUCAAACCAAAUGGUGAUGCUGAGCCUAUCACUCAAGCCGGUGGAACAAUGGUGAUCUCAGAGGGCCAUUUGGUAAGGGAAGUGUACUGUUAUCCUAAAACAUCAUGGGAGAAAUCGCCAAUUUCCCACAGCACUCGCUUGUAUAAUGGGGAAAGUACAAUACAGGAAUUUGUGGUUGAGAAAGAGUAUCACGUUGAGCUUCUUGGUCAAGAAUUAAUUGAUAAGGAAAUCAUAGCAAGGUAUAAGACGGAUGUCAAUAAUAAGAGGAUCUUUUACACUGAUCUAAACGGCUUUCAGAUGAGCCGCAGGGAAACUUAUGACAAGAUACCUCUGCAGGGAAAUUACUACCCAAUGCCCUCUCUUGCAUUUAUGCAAGAUGUAAACGGAGAGCGCUUCUCUAUACAUACUAAACAGUCCUUGGGUGUGGCAAGCUUGAAAAAUGGGUGGUUGGAGAUCAUGCUUGAUCGCCGACUUCAGAACGAUGAUGGCCGUGGCCUGGGUCAAGGGGUGUUGGACAACCGUCCUAUGAAUGUGCUUUUCCACAUCCUGUUGGAACCUAACAUUUCAUUACCUGCUGAUCCUGUUUCGAACCCUCGCCCUUCGAGUCCCUCUCUUCUAUCUCAUGUGGUCGGUGCUCACCUGAACUAUCCAAUUCAUGGGUUCAUUGCUAAAAGCCCUGAACCAAUAUCUGUGCAGCCCCCUCCUAGAUCAUUUUCUCCAUUGGCGGCUUCUCUCCCAUGCGAUUUGCAUAUCUUGAACUUUAAGGUUCCCCGACCUCAGAAAUACACUCAGCUCCCCAUAGGAGAGCCCAAAUUUGCUCUCAUUGUGCAAAGGCGGCAUUGGGAUAAUUCAUACUGUCGAACCGCCAGGUCACAGUGCUCAACUAUAGCUGACGAACCGAUCAAUAUGUUUGACAUGUUCCAGGGGAUGAAUGUUGCGAGUGCAAAAGCGACUUCUGUUAAUCUGCUACACGAUGAGACUGAAGAUCUUGGCUAUAAUGAGCAGUUCGGAAAUGGCGCUCAAGAAGGCCACAUCCUUAUCCCUCCCAUGGAAAUACAGGCGUACAUGCUGCAGAUAAAGCCUGUGCAAUAGAUGCUGCUGUCAUAUAAAUUAUAGAACAUGUUCCUGCUAUCGGUUUGCAACUUCCCGUUUGUGAGAAGUAGAUCUCUCCAAACUGUAACGUUCAACCUAAGUCGGAAAUCUUGAAGCACAUGCUGCUGGAAGUUUUGUAGAAAUACUCGUCAGCCCCUUCGGGUUGUAUGAUGGAGCAUCUAACUGGUUAUAAGCUGGCUAUCCCACUAGUCUAAUAGAUUAUGUAGAGAUGUGUACUGUAUAUUCUCAGGCAGAGACCAUUUGUUGGCAAAAAUGGGAUAUAUAUUUUACUCGUAUUGAAUGUCCACAAAUGCUUAUAGAUGAGAUGAGAUGAGAUGAGAUGUGUAUUAUAUAGACACUUGCAAUUGUUGGAAAUUACUCAGCCUUUUUUUAGUGUA